Molecule: messenger RNA, 879 nt
Organism: Coniophora puteana RWD-64-598 SS2
Lineage: Eukaryota; Fungi; Basidiomycota; Agaricomycetes; Boletales; Coniophoraceae
Product: DDE-domain-containing protein
Exons: 2
Coding region: 1-879 (292 amino acids)
Cellular component (GO): nucleus
Molecular function (GO): DNA binding
Source: RefSeq, a predicted model, not a curated record
AUGGGAGAUGGGCUUCUUUUGACUGGGGAGGUGUUGAGGAAGAAAUGGAGGGUUUUUGCGGCAAAGUUUGGGGUGCUGGAGGCUGACAGGCUGCCGCUGAGCGCAGGCUGGCUGACAAGGUUCAAGCAGACAUUGAGGCUGAAGGCCAUCAAGAGGCACAGGGAGGCGGCUUCAGCGGGCGGGGAGACUUUCCCCCCGGAUCAUGGCCUAGCAAACAAGAAACAAUCGGGUGUGAAAGGGGACAAGAAAUGGCUCACAUAUGCAUUUACAGCCAAUGCAAUGGGCACUGAGAAGCUACCCCCUAUUGUCAUCAGAAAGGCCUGGAAACCACGUUGCUUUGGGGAAAAAACUGGCAAACAGCUGGGCUUUGAUUACCACAACAAUGGAAUGGCGUGGAUGGUUGCUGAAGUGUAUGGAAACUGGCUGAGGGAUUGGGAUGAAAAGCUGUGUUGCCAGAACCGUAGGAUCCUUCUCCUUCAAGGCAACUUCUCUGGUCACAUUGUUCCUGAUGACCUCCAGUGCAUUCGCGUUGAAAAAUUUUCACCCAAUCUCACCGCACAUGUGCAGCCCAUGGACCAGGGCAUCAUCAUGUCUUUCAAGGCUAACUACAGAGCCUUCUUUACUGAACGCUCCAUUGAUCACUACAACAGUGGCAUCACUCCUGGCAACAUCUACAAGAUCAAUCAACUCGAGGCCAUGCGUCUAGCUGACCAAGCAUGGCAUGCACAUGUUGCAGGUAGAUACACUCGACAACCUCGACAUAGCGGACGUGUGAAUAGUCCGAGGACUUCGUGCCAGCGGACGUCGGCCGGGGUUAGAGCAAUCUCGUGUCGGCCAACAUUUGAAUCAAGUAUAGUGCAUGAUAUAAAAGAUAACUGA